GCUCUGCGUCUCUCUUUUUUUUUUUCUUUUUUUUUUUUUCUUCUCCUUCUUCCCUUGCUCGUGCGCUGCACUUUUCAGGGGAUCCCGGGAGCCUGGAACGACCGGACCGGUGGCCAACACAUUCGCGUAUAUGCUGGCAACUCCCAGUUUAGAAUUACGCACAGGUUGACUUGUGUUCCGCCGAACAUACCCUGCAGUAUGCUGUUUACUGGCGCUAGUCCCAUCCGGUCACUGCAUGGCACAUCGCACAUGUUCCUUCGCUUAUCUAAUCUCUCCGAAUUGAAACCUUUUUUUCUCCUCUUCGGAAGCCGGUAA
Molecule: messenger RNA, 315 nt
Organism: Trichoderma gamsii
Lineage: Eukaryota; Fungi; Ascomycota; Sordariomycetes; Hypocreales; Hypocreaceae
Exons: 1
Source: RefSeq, a predicted model, not a curated record